GGCGGCGGCUGGCUGGCUCGUCUUACCUCUUUUUAAGCUGGACACCUCACCUCCGGUUUGGGUCGUCGGCUGCUAGGGUUUUUCUUCACAGGGUGAAGGCGAGGCGAAGCAAAGAGAUCCCUUCCCCUCUCUCGCGCUCGAGCCUAGUUAGCCGCCAUGAGCCGGUCGGGGCAGCCUCCGGAUCUCAAGAAGUACAUGGACAAGAAGCUUCAGAUCAAGCUGAAUGCGAACCGUGUUGUUAUUGGCACACUCCGAGGAUUUGAUCAGUUCAUGAAUCUGGUGGUGGACAACACUGUGGAGGUCAACGGAAAUGACAAGACUGAUAUUGGAAUGGUGGUUAUCAGGGGAAACAGUGUUGUCAUGAUCGAGGCGCUGGAGCCUGUUGCCAAGUCGCAAUGAAUUCUCAGGCAUUGUUCCGCUUCAGUAGAUCUAGCGCUGGCAGUGUGAAAACUGAUGUAUAUGAUCACAGUGACCCUGUUGUAAUGUUUUAGCACAGCAAUAUAACUUUGGAUGUGAAAUGUUGAUCCCUGUUUGCACGA
Messenger RNA from Phragmites australis (common reed), 539 nucleotides. RefSeq names its product probable small nuclear ribonucleoprotein G. NCBI's taxonomy places the organism in Eukaryota, Viridiplantae, Streptophyta, Magnoliopsida, Poales, Poaceae. Gene Ontology annotation, biological process: spliceosomal snRNP assembly; mRNA splicing, via spliceosome. Gene Ontology annotation, molecular function: RNA binding. The record is from RefSeq and is a predicted model, not a curated record. The transcript has 4 exons. Bases 157 to 399 code for a protein of 80 amino acids. Gene Ontology annotation, cellular component: U2-type prespliceosome; spliceosomal tri-snRNP complex; U4 snRNP.